This is a messenger RNA of Fusarium poae, 774 nucleotides long. RefSeq lists its product as uncharacterized. Bases 1 to 774 code for a protein of 257 amino acids. The transcript is spliced from 2 exons. The record is from RefSeq and is a predicted model, not a curated record. Lineage: Eukaryota; Fungi; Ascomycota; Sordariomycetes; Hypocreales; Nectriaceae.
AUGAUGAUUUCGAGUAGGAGAAAUGAGCAGGCUUCACUGCCAUGUCCCGCCUGGGUGUGGGCUAGCGGCUCCAACAUUCACGUUGCUAAAGAUCGCUCUUGGUUCGGCGAUGAUUAUAUCCCCUUCGAAUCAUAUGUUAGAAGUGUGGACGGCAGCGAGCUCAAGGUCAUUGGGAUCGGGACCGUGACCCUUCCCACUAAGGUAUCGCCUAACAAGACUGGGCCACGCUCUCAUGGCACUCUCCGAUUGAGAAAUGUGUUGCAUGUCCCCAGCGUCAUUUGUAACAUCAUCGGGCAGCCCAUUCUAGAGGGGUACAACAUAAUCACUCGUGGUAUCGAAGGGAACAUCACUAACCUCUCCGAUGGUCGUUCCGUAGCCUACUUCAAGCGUCAAAUCGAAGCCGCCAGCCAUUUCGAAGUCCGGCUCAGCGGCCCCCCUAUCGGACCCAAAGUCGGUCCUUCCCCGUUCAACCCAUCUGAGGUAUACUAUAUUCGUGCCUCAUGGCCUGACGGUGAGCGGGAGCGGUUUGCCGCUCUGCAGGCAUCUGGCCAAGCAACAGCUGGGGUAAACCGGGCCCUGACACCUUCUGAGAAGGCAUGGUUGAAGGAACAUUUUCAAACCGAAUUCCAGUUCCUCCAACUCUACGGGUUGAGUGUUUUCAAGGAAGAAGAUCGCGAGGAGGGCCGGACCAUCUUACGGACCAUUAUGGCCUACGACGAAGAUGGUAAUUCUGAUAACAAGGAAUCCCAUGACUUCGAUCCUGAGACACGUUAA